This is a messenger RNA of Gloeophyllum trabeum ATCC 11539, 1412 nucleotides long. Its product is annotated as DUF1479-domain-containing protein. The transcript is spliced from 10 exons. The record is from RefSeq and is a predicted model, not a curated record. Bases 4 to 1287 code for a protein of 427 amino acids. NCBI's taxonomy places the organism in Eukaryota, Fungi, Basidiomycota, Agaricomycetes, Gloeophyllales, Gloeophyllaceae.
CCGAUGCCCGAGCGUUUCGCUGAGCUCAAGCAAGAGAUCGCAGAAUCCUACCCAAACUUCGAAGAGCGCGUCACCGAGGCUUGGCGACGUCUCCUUCCUGCCCUCGCCGCCUCCACUGAGCAGAUUGCCAAAGAGUACACCCAUAUUAUACCGCAAGUCAAUUUCGCAGACCUCGACUCCUUGAACGAAGAGACAAUCAACAAUAUCAAGCGCCGAGGAUGCGUUGUCAUCAGGGACGUUGUGGAAGAUGCUGAAGCAGCCGCUUGGAAGGCUGCGCUUCAAGAAUAUGUUACUGCGAAUCCAGACGUCCCAGGUUGGUUUCCCGACGGGGAUAAGCAAUUCUUCAUGCUGUAUUGGACCGGUCCUCAAGUAAAGGCUCGAGCCCACCCAAACGUCCUUGCGGCCACCGCUUGGUUGAACAAGUUCUAUCACCUUAAGAACCAAGAUAGACUCGAGGGCGUUGACCUUUCCACUCCUCUCACAUAUGCAGAUCGCUUCAGGAUUAGACACCCUGGGGUAGAGUGGCAACGCCAUCCUCCUCACGUCGACGGUGGUUCGAUCGAACGCUGGGAAGACAGGACCUUCAGACAGUGCUUUGCAGAUAUCCUGCGCGGCGACUGGGAGAACCAUGACCCGUACGACCUUGAGGGACGUCUGAAUGCUCGUAGCUCUUUGUAUGGACGACCGAACCAGGCAUCCAUUUUCCGGACCUUCCAAGGCUGGCUGGCUCUAAGUGAGACGGCUCCCACUGAGGGGACACUCAAAGUCUUUCCGGAUGUCCUUCUAUCCAACGCCUAUACUAUCCUGCGUCCUUUCUUCCGCCCCAAAGCUGGAGCAGUAAGUGGAAACCCACUGGAUGCGGAGAACUGGGAAUAUGAUAUUUCCAGUCCCGAGUUUCCUGGAAUUUACCCUAUCGACGGUGGCUUCACAGGCCCGCGCCCUAAUCCGGUCUUGCAUCCUCACUUGAGGCUCGACGAAACGAUGGUCUCCGUGCCAAAGGUUUACCCCGGCGACAUGGUCUUCUGGCACUGCGACUUAAUCCACUCCGUCGAGCAAGAGCAUACCGGAAACCAGGACUCAGCCGUGAUGUAUAUACCUGCUGUGCCAUGCACUCCGCAGAACUCAGCAUACGUCGAGAGGCAGAAGGAGUCGUUCCUUCAAGGGAUCCCUCCGCCGGACUUCCCGCGUGAGAAGGGGGAGGCUGGCUUCAAAGGGCACGGAUGUCCGGAGGAUAUAACGACCCCCAUCGGGAAGAAGGCCAUGGGUCUACCGAUCGAAGUGGCAUGAUCAUGAAGCUUGGUCCCUAUUCUGCGGUGACACUCAUUGGCACAAGCCGUAGAUAGCACUUCGUAUAUUAUGUACAAAAUCCACUUCAGCCGGUCGUCUUCUAUUCGUACUUUUCCUUUGCGACG